Molecule: messenger RNA, 868 nt
Organism: Boleophthalmus pectinirostris (great blue-spotted mudskipper)
Lineage: Eukaryota; Metazoa; Chordata; Actinopteri; Gobiiformes; Gobiidae
Gene: styxl1
Product: serine/threonine/tyrosine interacting-like 1
Exons: 8
Coding region: 11-868 (285 amino acids)
Biological process (GO): negative regulation of cytoplasmic stress granule assembly; positive regulation of intrinsic apoptotic signaling pathway; protein dephosphorylation
Cellular component (GO): mitochondrion
Molecular function (GO): protein tyrosine/serine/threonine phosphatase activity; protein phosphatase binding; protein phosphatase inhibitor activity
Source: RefSeq, a predicted model, not a curated record
GUUACCAGUGAUGGCUGCCAUUGUUUUAUGUGAGCUCCAGGACCUGUACAACCUCCUCAACCAGAGAGUGACUGUGUGCAGACUGGCAGAAAUCAACUACCUUUGUCUCAUCGAUGCUCGUGAAGCUCAGGAUUAUAAUGUAAGCCACAUCAUAACAGCCAAACAUGGAAAAACGAAUGCCAAAGGGGUGUUCCAACCCUUUGAGUAUGUGGAGAUGGACACAAUGCAGAACAUAGUUGUGUAUGACAGCAAAACCGACUCCCUGGAUACCUCAAGCAGAGCAUUUCAAUAUGCCAUGAUGGUGGCCAAAUCCAGUUUAUGCAAGGUUCAUAUUUUGAGAUGUGGUUUUGAAAGGUUCUCAGCUCUGUAUCCAUUUUUAACGACAAUAAAGAUCAUGUACACCAUUGGGGAGCUGGAAAGCCUGAGGACCUACCCGGUGGAGAUCAUCCCAAAAAAGCUCUUCAUGGGAAACCAGAAACACGCCAACUGCAAAACCACCAUUGAGGACUUAAAAAUCAAAGCUGUUGUUUGUAUAUCAAAGUAUCGAAUGCGGGUCUUGAACAGUGACGUGCUCAGAGUGGAAGUAGGAACAGAGGCGGACGAGAAGGAAUUGUGUUUGGAGAAGAUUUGUGACUUUAUUGAUUCCCAUAUUAGUAAUGGCUCCCGAGUCCUGCUGGUGUCCACACAUGGGUCCAGGCGCUGCAGUGCGGCAGCCACAGCCUACGUCAUGCUCCACCACAAACACAGCCUCCAGAAGGCCUGGAGCUAUGUGAAGAAGUGUAAACCCAGUGUGGUGUUUGAUAAACGCUUCACUGAGCAGCUGUUGAACUGGGAGAAAAAGGUUUCAGAUAAACCCACUGUCGACUAA